UUCUCUCUCUUACAUCUUCUUCUUCCAUUGUUACCGCAAUCGAGCGCCAUCUCUUCUCUUCUAUAGUUCCAUUCUCUCUUCAACACUCUCUCUCUCUCUAUCUACAACUGCCGUGAUGAUUCCUCACUAUCUACACUCUCUUUUCACCACGUAAAAAAACCCUAAUUUUCAUCCACUACAGCGCACUCCAGCUAUAUAUAUAUAUAUACACAAGUCUGAAGGAAUUCCAGUACGGGAUUUAUGUCCUUCAAUCAAUCAAGGGCUGAGAAGACCGACUCGGCACAAUUUAAAAAAUCGGGUCGAUCUGGUAACUCAGGACAUCAAUGGAACUAUUCAAACGUUAAAGGCGGAGGAGGAGGAGGAGGAGGAACCGGCACCGGCCAUCCACCGUCUUCUGUCAAUCCAUCGUAUUCUAAUAACAGAAGCUAUAAUAAGAAGUCUAACAAUGCACAAGGAGCUCAACCUAGGGCUGGCACUGGUAGUGUCAAUUUAGAAUCUGAAAAUCGUUCUCUGGUUCGUCCUCUACAGAAUGGGGCACAUCCGGUACCAACACUACAGGGAACUGCUAAUGCUCCAAUUGGAGGAGGAGGAGGAGGUGUUCCCACCAAAUCAACAGCUGAAACGCUAUCCCAGACUAAUACAGGGGGAGUUACAAAUGCUCAAUUGCCUCAAUCUGUUCCUAGAAAGUCAGAGGCACCAGCCCCCAAUACUCCUGCAAAAGCCACAGGAGAUGCAUCAAGGGGGUUUCCUCUUCAAUUUGGUUCCAUAAGCCCUGGUUUUGUGAAUAUACCUGCACGAACCAGCUCAGCACCUCCAAAUCUGGAUGAACAGAAACACGACCAAGCUCGGCAUGCUGUAAGACCUGGGAUGAACUAUCCUGUUCCUUCUGUUCCUAAGCCACAACAAACUCCUAGGAAAGCUGUAACAAAUGUUAAUCAAUCGAACAUUGAUGAUUCUCAUCAAUACCCCAAGGCCAAAAGAGGUGUUCAAGUUUCAGCUACACCUCCUAUGCCCCAGCCUCAGAAGGCUACUACUGUACAUCCUAUGUCAGGUGUUCCCAUGCCAAUGGCAUACCAUCAGCCUCAAGUAGCAGUUCAAUUCGGUGGGCCCAGUUCAUUAAUUCAGUCACAGCCUCCAAUGCCAAUGCAAAUGCCUAUGCAAAUGCAAAUGGGAAAUCCUCCUCAACUUCAGCAGCAGGUGUUUCUUCAACCUCAUCCAAUGGCACACCAGGGAUUAAUGCAUCAAGGGCAGGGCUUAAAUUUUACCCCACAAAUGAAUCCCCAACUAGCUCCUCAGUUGGGAAACUUAGGAAUUGGUAUGGGUUCACACUUCUCACCACAACAGGCAGGAAAAUUCGGUGGCCAUCGUAAACCUGUAAAGAUUACUCAUCCCGAUACUCGUGAAGAGUUGAGGCUUGACGAGUCAUUGGGCCCAAAGUCACAUUCAAAUACACCGCAAACUCUACCCACUACUACAUCUGUUAUGCCUGUUCAUUCGGUCAAUUACUACCACCCUGGUUCUUACCCUUCUGGUCCUUUGACUAAUAACCAAAUAAAUCCCGGUUCCCAAUUGCCAAGGUUUGGCUAUCCCAUUCUUCAGGGUACGCAAUCGGUUGCUUUCACAAACCCCCAUUCUCAUAAGAACAGUCAUCAAAUGCAUGGAAUUACUGAACAGUCUGUUUUUGAUCAUUCACGUGAUGUUCAAAAUAUAUUAUCUUCAGCACCAUCAGCCUCUCCCCAGGUGACUGUUAGUAGACCUAGUGGCGUUUUGCUUCAUGCUGUUAAAGUUGAGGCCCCCACAACUUUUGUUGAAAAAGCUGGAUUUCCAAAAUUCUCUCAACAAGCUAGUGAAGCGAACUCGAUUCAUUCUCAAAGGGAGGUAGUUGCUCAUCCAGAGAGUUCUUUACUGCUGCCAAAGCCUGGUCUAGAUAUGAAAUUAUCUUCAUUACCUGGGACUGUUAAGCAACAAACUAAGGGAACAUCUUCGAUUUCCAUUCAAGAACCUGCAUCUGCUGCGGUCAGUGAUGAAUGCAGAAUAGCAGAAGUAGUUAAUAGGUCCGACCCUCCUAAGAAUCUGCAAAAUGAACAAAGCAAGGGAGGGCCACCCUCAACACAUCAGGUUUCAACUCAAUCUACCUCUAUGUCAGAUUUAUCUUCCCAAACUUCACUUCAAAUCGAUUCCAUUGAUAAUCAUGUAUCUGAAGAAACAGAUGUGAAACAAGUUAAUGCUUCAACCAGUACAAGCUCGUCUGAACCGCAAAAGCUUCUUAAUACAGACAUUAAAGAACAAACUGUAGUAGGGAUGAAGGAAGAGUCUAAGCCAGAUGAUAGAAAAAUUUCUGACAUAUCUCCAGAUCUUGUUUCUCCAUCAGAAGUAGCUAGUCAAUCUGAACAUCAAAAUGCUAAGAACAUAGCUGCUAAAACCAGUGAGGUUGAAAUCCAAGAACCCGAAGAGAAAUCAGAAAAGCAUAUUAAUGAUAAACUAGAGAUAUCAAGUUCUGGAUUGGCAAAUACUGACGGUGAUUCUUCAAGUGAUAUUUUAUCUACAAAUGACGAGACUUCACUUUCAGAUGCCACACCAACACUUACAAAGCCUCUUUCCUUGAGUGCAGAGAUACCCCUGGUUUCAUCUACUACACCAGUUUCAGAACCGAGCUUAAAGCCUGUUGCAGAAUUGACUAGAACCAAAAGUAUGAUCUCCAAGAACAAAAAGAAGAGAAAAGAGUAUCUCCUAAGAGCAGAUGCUGGUGGUGCAUCAAGCGAUCUUUAUAAUGCAUAUAAGAAAACUGAGGAAAAGAAAGAUACAACUGCCGCUUCAGAUAAUUUAGAAAGUAUGCCUUCAGAUCCAAACGAGGUUGUAGCUGACGAUCCUCAAACUGAUAUAAUAUCAAGUGAAAGGAGUGGAAAUAGUAAAUUCGAGCCAGAUGAUUGGGAAGAUGCUGCUGAUAUAUCAACCCCAAAGUUAGAAGGGGAAGUUGACAGUAAACAUGCCGAUGAUGAUACAAUCACGGGUAAAAAGUAUUCUAGGGAUUUCCUGUUGACAUUAUCAGAACAUCACACUGAUCUGCCCAAAGGCUUUAAAAUAAGUCCCGAAAUAUCAGAGGCCGUGAUGUGUUUGAAUGUGAACAACUCUCGCGAACAAUACCCCAAUUUUCGCGAACCAUAUCGAUCAGAUGGUCGUGUUGGUGGCAUGGGCGAGGAUGACAAGUGGCGGUUACCCAGUCCUGGUGUCUCAGGUCGAAAUCCUCGAAUGGAUAAUUAUAACAAUCGUCCUGGCCAAGGCGGAAAUUAUGGUGUUUUAAAUAACCCACGUUCACCAGCCGGUCCUUAUGGUGGAGCAAUCCAAACAGGGCCUAUACGAAAUAAUGCAGAUUCAGACAGGUGGCAGCGCUCAUCUUCGUUUCAGAAAGGCUUAAUUCCUUCUCCGCAGACUCCAAUGCAGGUUAUGCACAAGGCCGAGAAGAGAUAUGAAAUCAAUAAGAUAUCAGACGAGGAACAAGGCAAACAGAGACGGUUGAAAGCAAUUCUAAACAAGUUGACUCCGCAGAACUUCGAUAAACUCUUUCAGCAAGUUAAAGAUGUCAACAUCGACAACGGAAACACUCUCGAUGGCGUGAUAGCGCAGAUCUUUGAUAAAGCGCUCAUGGAACCGACUUUCUGCGAAAUGUAUGCAAAUUUUUGCUCUCAUCUUGCCGCGGAAUUGCCUGAUUUCAAUGAAGAUAACGAAAAGAUCACUUUCAAGAGGCUUCUUCUGAACAAAUGCCAGGAGGAAUUCGAAAGAGGCGAACGUGAACAAGAGGAAGCCGACAAAGCUGAUGAAGAAGGUGUGGAAAAGCUAUCUGAUGAAGAACGAGAGGAAAAGAGACUCAAGGCGAGAAGACGAAUGCUGGGUAACAUUAGGUUAAUCGGAGAGCUCUAUAAGAAAAAGAUGUUGACAGAAAAAAUAAUGCACGCAUGUAUAAAGAAAUUAUUAGGUCAGUAUCAAAAUCCAGACGAGGAAGAUAUUGAAUGCUUAUGCAAAUUAAUGAGUACGAUCGGCGAAAUGAUCGACCAUCAAAAGGCAAAGGAGCAUAUAGAUGCGUAUUUCGACAUGAUGGGGAAUUUAUCGAACAACAUGAAAUUAUCCUCACGUGUCAGGUUCAUGCUCAAGGAUUCAAUUGAUUUGAGAAAGAACAAGUGGCAAGAGAGGAGGAAAGUCGAAGGACCGAAAAAGAUCGACGAAGUUCACAGGGAUGCUGCCCAAGAACGACAGGUUCAAGCUAGUAGGUUAUCCUCCCGUGGUCCAAACAUAAACCCUAAUUCUGUCAGAGCUCGUCAGACAACAGAUUUUGGACAAAGAGGACAACCGCCUCCGAUGAUGUCUCCAAACAAUCAAAUGGGUGGUUUUCGUGGCCCCCCACAGCGGGGUUAUGUAAAUCUAGACAUUCGUAGAGACGAAAGACAACAAUAUGAGAAUAGGACUUUAACGACAUUACCUCAGAGGCCUAUGGGUGAAAACUCAAUCACCCUUGGCCCUCAAGGUGGACUUGCUAGGGGUAUGGCUUCUAGUAGAGGACAGAACAACAUUCCUUCAACAGAUAUGCCAAAUGUUGGAGGUGGUGGUGGCGGUCAUAGAAGGGUAGUUGGUGGUGAUCUUAAUGGUUAUAACCACCCCACUCAAGACAGGAUUCAUGUUCCGACUUAUGAUCAAAAUAUUAAUCAUGGUGGUAAUAGAGACUUUUUGGGUAUGGACCGUGGUGCUACUAGACCUUUGCAAGAACAUGGUCAGGGUUCAAGUUCGUUGCCAAAUGUUCAUUCUGAAAAACGUUUGCAAGAUAUGUCUAUAGCUGCUAUCAAAGAAUUCUACAGUGCCAAAGAUCUGAAUGAAGUUGUCCAAUGUAUAAAAGACCUUAAUGCCCCAAGCUUCCAUCCAAAUAUGAUAUCAAUUUGGGUCACAGAUUCAUUUGAGAGAAAGGAUGGAGAAAGGGAUCUUUUAUCUAAACUAAUCAUCGAUCUCGCAAGACUUCAAGAAAGGGUUUUAAUUCAAGAAGAUCUCCUUAAUGGAUUCGACGAAGUUCUGUUAUCCUUAGAAGAAUCUGUAAACGACGCACCUAAAGCAGCAGAAUUCCUGGGACGACUUAUGGGCAAAAUGGUAAUUGAAAAUUUGGUUUCGCUCUCGGAUAUGGGGCAGUUGGUUUUAAAAGGCGGGGAAGUGCCCGGUCGGUUGGUUGAAAUCGGGCUUGCUGCAGAAGUGGUUGCGACUGUUAUGGAGACGAUUGAUUCUUUGAAAGGUGAAGCUGUACUGAACGAUAUUCGAACAAGGUCUAAUCUGAAGCUGGAGAAUUUUCUAUCAAGAGACCCAAAAAAAUCACACAGAUUAAACAAGUUUAUUUAGAUAAUUAAUAACUAUAUAUAUAUAUAAAUAUUAUAUAUGUUUAAAGAAGGAGGUUUAAUGUCUUAAGUCUUUAAUUCGGAUUUGGAAGUAUCCAUUUAUUUUUAUUUUUUUUAUAAAUUGAAAAGGCUACGAUGGAAUUAAUGUGUACUUGGAUUUUAACUUG
Molecule: messenger RNA, 5536 nt
Organism: Impatiens glandulifera
Lineage: Eukaryota; Viridiplantae; Streptophyta; Magnoliopsida; Ericales; Balsaminaceae
Product: eukaryotic translation initiation factor 4G
Exons: 10
Coding region: 241-5373 (1710 amino acids)
Cellular component (GO): eukaryotic translation initiation factor 4F complex
Molecular function (GO): protein binding; mRNA binding; translation initiation factor activity
Source: RefSeq, a predicted model, not a curated record